Molecule: messenger RNA, 5310 nt
Organism: Trichechus manatus latirostris (Florida manatee)
Lineage: Eukaryota; Metazoa; Chordata; Mammalia; Sirenia; Trichechidae
Gene: CD1E
Product: CD1e molecule
Exons: 6
Coding region: 619-1788 (389 amino acids)
Biological process (GO): antigen processing and presentation, endogenous lipid antigen via MHC class Ib; positive regulation of T cell mediated cytotoxicity; antigen processing and presentation, exogenous lipid antigen via MHC class Ib
Cellular component (GO): external side of plasma membrane
Molecular function (GO): endogenous lipid antigen binding; lipopeptide binding; exogenous lipid antigen binding
Source: RefSeq, a predicted model, not a curated record
AGGCAGGAUGGAUGAGAAGAGCAAGAGUAGAUUCUGGGGGCAGAAAUAAUGAGUAGAGAAAGGCAGGGAAGACAAGAGGGAGAAGGAGAAGCUGGGCAGCAAGGAGGAGGCAGAGAAGACCACAGAGAGAUAAGCAACGGGAAGACUGCUGGGAGGAUCACUGGGCACCACUGGGUACCUUCCAUCACUUCUUUUCACAGAUGAAGACAUUGAAAACCCAAGUGUAGACUUCAUUUCUCUAAGGCAAAGAGCUACUAACUUUUCCAGUCAGGUCGCAGGCUUCAGAUUUAGUCUUUCCACAGCAGUGGGUACAAUAACGGAGAUCAGGAGGGUGGAGGCAAGAGUAGGGAGAAAAUCUGGAAGCCAGAUAUUUGGGGGAGGGGAAGAGCAGGAGGGCAGCAUAAGUGAGAGCUGGAGGGGAAAUGAGAGAUGCUGUGGGAGGCCUGUGGCUCAGGGAGGUAGUGGAGUUUCUCUGACAGGGAAGUGGGCAGAAGGAGACGUUGUCUGUGCAGCAAGGGAAGUCAGAUGGGAGUGGGAGAAGGCGAGGGGAGGAGAGCUGGUAUGUGACCUGUGAGGGCAGCUUGUCCUACUAGGUGACCUUCACCUCACAGAGUCUCAAUGCUGCUCCUGCUGCUCCUGCUCUUUGAGGGAGUCCUCUGCCCUGGUGAAAGCACAGCAGAUCCCCAGGCCCCAGGACCCCCUCAUCCAGCAGGAGAAGAGCCCCUCAACUUCCGCGUGAUCCAGAUCUUCUCCUUUGCAAACCACAGCUGGGCACACACCCAGGGCUCAGGCUGGCUGGGUGAGCUGCAGACACAUGGCUGGGACAGCGUCUUGGGCACCAUCCGAUUUCUGUGGCCCUGGUCCCAGGGAAACUUCAGCAAGGAGGAGCUGAAGAAUCUCCAGGCUUUAUUCCAGUUGUACUUUCAUGGUUUCACCCGGGAAGUGCAAGCCUUUGCCGGCCAGUUUCAGUUUGAAUAUCCCUUUGAGCUUCAGAUAUCAGCUGGCUGUAGAAUACGUGCUGGGGAAGCCUCAGAAAGCUUCUUUAAAGGGGCGUAUCAAGGAACAGAUUUCCUGAGUCUCCAAGGGAAUUCCUGGCAGCCGUCUCCAGGAGCAGGGAGUCGGGCCCAGAAUGUCUGCAGGGUGCUCAAUCGCUACAGAGAUAUUAAAGAAAUAGUGCAGGGCCUUCUCAGUAACACUUGCCCUCGAUUCCUGGCAGGCCUCCUUGAAGCAGGAAAGGCAGAACUGGAAAGGCAAGUGAAGCCAGAAGCUUGGGUGUCCAAAGGUACUACUCCUAGUCCUGGCCAUCUGCUGCUGGUGUGCCACAUCUCCGGCUUCCAUCCGAAGCCUGUGUGGGUGAUGUGGAUGCGGGGGGAGCAGGAGCAGCCGGGAACUCGGCAAGGUGAUGUCCUGCCCAAUGCUGACGGGACCUGGUAUCUCCGAGUAACCUUGGACGUGGCAACUGGGGAAACAACUGGUCUAUAUUGCCGAGUGAAGCACAGCAGUCUUGGAGGUCAUGAUAUAAUCAUCCACUGGGAUGGAUACUCCAUACUCCUGAUACUGAUCUGUUUGACUGUCACAGUUACACUGAUCAUGCUGAUUGUCCUUGAAUUUUGGUUUAAAAAGCAGAGCUCAAGUUGUUACAUCCUCUUUCGCCUUGUGCCUGACCUUGCCAUGGGAGCCGACACCCAGGACCCCAGGGGUUCAGCACAUCAGCUCUGCUCAGCCCAGGAAUCAUGGGCCAAAAACAGAUACUUGAAGAAGUGGAAAACAAGCCUGAGCCAACUCUAGUGACAUUAGUUUGAUCUUCUUUAUAAAAUCCUUGUCCAGUUUUGCUUAACCGUAGAUCAGACCCAUAACCAAAGCAUGUGCUGUUAAAACGCUUUUCCUGGCAGAGAUCCUGAGCCUUUAGAAGUCUUUUUUUUUUUUUUUUAAACUAUCUGCUAGCAAUAGGUUUUCUGCUUUGGCCAUAUGUUCAUCACUAUUGAUCCCUCGUUGAUACCUGUUUGUAAUUCAGAUUCCUCUUUCUCCAGGAAGUGUCCCUGGAUUGCCCAACUGCAAGCUUUUUUGUAUUCCCAUGAUUGAAUUUAUCUUGCUUAAGGUGCUCAUCUCUUCCUUCUCUGAGUGGUAGUUAUUUGGGCUUUAGCGCUUCUAUUUUUUCUCAGUUGCUUGAGAGAAGGAUUCACCUGUUCGUAUCUGUAUCCAUGACCAAAAGCCUAGAAUUCAGGGCUGGCUUCAUGGGCAUGUGACCUGUGCAGUAACACAGGCCCCCUUGAUUAGAAGGGCCUCCUGUUUGGUUUAAGGCUCUCUUGCUGCUGUCUUAACAUUCUUAGUAAUACCCAAACAAGAGGCACUUCAUUUUCAUUUUUCACUGGUCCCAUGAAUUAUGCAGCUAGUUCUGCUUAAUGUAAUAUUUCUCAGUCAAUCCUGGCUGCAAUAAAUUUAUCAUCAGGGAAAGUGAUGUUGCUUUGAUUCAUUCCCUCUUUGAUAUUUCUACCUCAUUUGACUGUGCUCUUCUGAAAACGCUUCCUCUCUCCCCUUGCUUCCCACCAAAGGUGAAGGAGGCAGGUGAGUGCCUCAGAUCCACAGUGAUUCAGUUGUUCGUCAUCUUCAGAGAUAGCUAAAGGAAAUAAUAACACAUGAAAUGUUUCCUGUCAGAGUGAGGCUGGGGUUGGGCUGGCAUUCUUGUUUCCCUGAGAUUCUGUGAGUCUGUGUGUGUCUGUGGAUGUGCCUAUGCAGGGGAGGGAUUCACAUACUGAGCAGUUAGAAAGAGAACAUGUGUGCUGACCGUAAGUUUUGAUGGGCAGAGCCAAGGUAAUAAAGGAAAAGAGUGAUCAGAUAGCAUGUAAACUACGUGUUUACUUUUCUUUGUUAUUUUGGAUGAUGAUAAUGUUUGUUUUCGCCUUAGUUUUUUAUACGGAUUAUUAAAUUAUCUAAUUCCUUUAAUUAAGAUACAUUUAAUUGGGACUAUUGGAAAGCAGGGAGCUGCUAAGUUACAAAGCUCACACCAACCCCGUCCUGGGAUGGAUAAUCAAGCAGAUUAUAUAGAUUUCUUAGUGGAAAUUUAUAACUCCUUAUAAGGCAUUUUCAAGUUAAUAGAUGGGGUCCUGUGAUCACUUACCCACUGCACCUUUGCCCUUCCAUUGUUGAGAGUCCACCACCUUCUGCACGACAUGUUCAGACAAUCUAUCUAGAGGCAGGACACUAGAGUCCAGAAAGGAAGGAGAAUGUCAAGGGGUUAUUUGGAGCAAAAAGUGAUGAAAGUCAAAGUUCCAUCACACGGAGAAGGCCAUGUGGCCUCAGUAAGGUUCCUUCAAUUUCUGGCAUGGGUGUGUAUUGCAAAUAUAUUUCCCAUGUUUCCCCACUGAAUGGACUUUUCUCCAUGGCUCUGUUGUUUUGAUCACCAUAAUUCUUAACUUGAACUGAGUUCAAAUUAACUUCUCUAACCUCAUUCCCAAUCUUUCCCCCAUUCUACAUUAUGCUUUCUGGCACUGGACUUCUUUCUUUCUCUCUAAUAUGCCAAGCUUCUUCCCACCUCAGGACCAUUAUAUUUACUUUUCCCUCUGCCUGGAACAUUCUUCCCCCAGGUCUCCUGUGGCCCAUUUCUUGGUACCUUUCAGCUCUUAGCUUGGGUGCCACCUCUAUAGAGAUGCCUUUCCUGAUUCGUUUAGCUAAAGUAGCACACUCCAUAUUUCUACAGCGAUUUUCCGAAAACUACAGCUUCCUAAACACAAUGCCUUAAUGCUAUCCUAAUUCUAUUAAGUAGGAUAAGGUAUUGCAGUUUUAAGUACCUGCUAGGAAUAAGGUACUAAUAAGGUACUAUAGUUGAAAUGUGGGUAUAUGUUUCAGUGAGACACAUGUCCCCAGGGAGAAGUGGAUCUGGGCUGCCUGCACAUACACACUUCUUCCCAUACAGUUUUCAUAGAGAGGCUUAAAAAGAAGCCCUGAGGAAAUAUGAUCACGUUGCUAGAAAUACCAGCUCCACAGGAUUUCGUAAUAAUACCAGCUCCACAGGAUUUCAGAAAGUUUUAAAUAUUGAGACACAAGUUAGCCAGAAAAGUUUUGUGUCAUUGCUAUAGUGUAGACCAUAAACCUGUUGAACAAACUCAUUGCUGUUGAGUCAACUCUGACAUAUAGCGACCCUAUAGGACAGAGUAGACCUGCCCCAUAGGGUUUCCAAGGCUAUAAUCUUUACAGAAGCAGAUUGCCACACCUUUCUUCUGCAGAGAGACUGGUGGGUUCGAAUGGCUGAACUUUUGGUUAGCAGCAAAGCACCAUCAGGACUCCUAGCAUAGGCCUUAAAACUGGGUAAUUUCAUCAGAGCUCCCGGCUCAGGAUCUGAUACCUAAGAGCAAGAUGUGUCACUGAAUCUGCCCCGGGACACAGGUUUCACCUAGUACUUCUAACCAGAUUUUUCAGGCUGGAACCCUGGGACAUGGGACUUACUGCUUCUAGAGGGACAGGGUGGUAUUUUCAAUAAAGGAUAACACUUCCCAUUCCUGCCUCGUAUAAAACGGGAAGGUAAUCUGCUUUGCUGACAGUACACACCUGGAGCUUACUGUUUUCUGUUGUGAACACAGAUACAAUAGAAAUGAUAGUGGGUAUGGUUGGAAAAAGAAAUGGAGGGGAUAUUCUUGGUUGUUGGUAUAAGUUUCUCUAAAAAUGGCAUCAGUUGCUAUAGGGAGACUGCAGUAGGACUGGUGGCAUCAGAAUAUGCUGGGGCCAAAGCUCAGAACAGCACGGUAGGCCUAUGCUCUUGAUAAACCAUAGCCUUAGAGUAUGUCUGUCUGAUAUUUUCUGUCUAAUGAAUGAAGUAAGAUGAGGAGGAGGAAGGCUUGAUUUAGGGGAGCAACAUAAACUGAAACAGGGAUUCAGGCCCCUAAGUGCAUCCUGCAGAAAGAUGUUUAUGGAGCCCCUGCUCUGGAGCCUGUAUUCAGGGGGAGAGAUCUUGUGAAGGGCACGGGGCUUCUUCUUCAGGCUACCAGCAGAAGGUUUCUAUAGCCCUUUGGGACUUAGACUUUGGUCUUAAAGAAUUAAAACUAGUUCAUGAUCUUUCCCUAUAAACAAUUUUCCCAAUCUGACUUUCUUCUGAAUGAUGAAAUGAUGGUCCCAUCAUUUCAUAGUCUCUCAAGAUCAAAACCUCACUUCUCCUUGCUUCAUCAUUCUUCCUGAGUAGCCAGUCACCAUAUAUUUUGUUAUAAGUUACUUCCAUCCUGUUCACACUUCCAUGGCCCUGGUCUGAUUGUGAAUGCCAUAGCCAAAAACGUAACACAAAUCAAUGUGAUACUCAGUUAAUCUAGCAAAUAACAAAAA